Pseudogymnoascus verrucosus is the source of this 1170-nucleotide messenger RNA. RefSeq lists its product as uncharacterized. The transcript is spliced from 3 exons. Gene Ontology annotation, biological process: signal transduction; regulation of fungal-type cell wall organization; activation of GTPase activity. NCBI's taxonomy places the organism in Eukaryota, Fungi, Ascomycota, Leotiomycetes, Thelebolales, Thelebolaceae. The coding region runs from base 1 to 1170 and encodes 389 amino acids. Gene Ontology annotation, cellular component: cell cortex. Gene Ontology annotation, molecular function: GTPase activator activity. The record is from RefSeq and is a predicted model, not a curated record.
AUGUCCUCCAGCCACAGCGCGCAAUCGGGGCAGCAGCCGUACUCCCAGCCUCAGCCCAAGACGCUCCGACACUUCCCACUCACACAUCAGAGCGCCCCUGCUCCGCCAGCAGCCUCGCCCCCAACGAAGAGAGACCUCAAGUCAUGGUGGAAGGGUUUCAAGAGCCAGAAGAACCAUGAGACUCAAGAACAACCGGCUGGCAUUUUUGGUGUACCUCUGCGACAAAGUAUUACAUACGCGAACGUCGCGAUAUCGUUGGUUGAUGCGGAGGGGAACAGCUAUAUUUACGGAUAUGUGCCUAUAGUUGUGGCGAAGUGCGGUGUAUACUUGAAGGAGAAAGCCACCAAUGUUGAGGGGAUUUUCCGUAUGAGUGGCUCGGAAAAGCGUAUCAAGGAAUUGCGCGCGAUUUUCGACGCACCUGAUCGCUAUGGGAAGGGCCUUGACUGGGAUGGAUACACCGUCCAUGACGCAGCAAAUGUGCUCCGGCGCUAUCUAAAUCAGCUUCCAGAGCCGAUUGUUCCUCUGGAUCUAUACGAUCGUUUCCGUGCCCCUCUUCGCAGCGUCAUGGGGCAAGAAGUAGUCUCGCCCGAAGACACGAAUGGCAUAAUACAGACCUAUCAACAACUAAUUACAGAGCUACCGCCUCUGAACCGCCAAUUACUGCUAUAUAUCCUUGAUCUAUUAGCCGUUUUCUCAUCCAAGUCAGACGAGAACCGUAUGGACUCGGCCAACUUGGCCGCUAUCUUCCAACCUGGAAUGCUCUCUCACCCCCAGCACGACAUGGCUCCAGAAGAGUACCAUCUGAACCAAAAUGUCUUGGUUUUCUUGAUCGAGAACCAGGAUCACUUCCUAAUCGGCAUGCGUGGCACGGCCGCGGACGAGAAGACGGUGCAAGACGUGCAGAAGGGAGGAACCCCGCCACCCGCGACGCCGACUUCGAUCACCAAGAAGAGCGGAAUCAGCAGGUCGCUGUCGAAUGCGAGCGCAGGCGGCGACAACCCCAGGCAUCCUGGCGGUGUACGCAGGAAUGUCUCCGUGAACUCGGGGCACUCCAGGCGCUCUAAUGGCGCGCCUGCAAGCCCUGGAUUACGGCCGCUGACGCAAACUUCGGUCGAGAAUGGUGGAAGUGUACCAGCUUCAAUCAAGGAGGUUAAGAAUGCGGAGUCAUAG